AAGCACUGCCGUUCGAGAAAUUGUAGAAUAGUCUCAUCGAACCCCCGAGUGACAUGACGAUAUUACUGCUCUCAAUUUCUGGCUCGAUGCAAGGAAACUCAUUUUCAUCCAAUUUCUAACAAAAAAAAUCAUCCUUCGUAUAAUUGAUCAGAUCUAAGCCAAAAAGCAGCGAAGAAGUUGCGCCAAAAAUGUCAAGCGAUAGCGAUGACGAAGACUAGCUCCUUCAAAGAGCAUUGAAGGAGCAAUCCCAACGGGAUCUGAAUUACGAGAAACCGUCUUCCUCCAAUUCUCGUAAACCGGUGGUGAACUUCGUUCAACCGGCGAAACAGGCACAGAAAAAGCCGACGGGUAGGAAGAUGUCAAUGGAUGAAGACGAGGAUUCGGAAGUGGAAAUUCUGAGCAUUUCGAGUGGAGAUGAGGAUGAAGGGAGAGAUCCGAAGGGAGGAGUCGGAGGGAGACCUGGAGGGAGGCCGAUGAAAGACGACGAUGGAGUGUGGGAUGGAGAAGAGCCUGAUACAUGGAAACGUGUCGAUGAAGAUGAGCUUGCUUGUAGGGUUCGCGAGAUGAGAGAGUCGAGAAGAGCUCCGGUGGCACAGAAGUUCGAGCGCAAAGCAACCGCACCAGCGGGGAGAGUGCUUAACACUCUGCAAUCGUUACCUCGUGGCAUGGAAUUUGUUGAUCCACUUGGAAUAGGGAUAGUAGACAACAAGACCUUAAGGUUGAUCACUGAAUCAUCUGAAAGCACUUAUUAUGAUAAAGAGAAAGAUCAUAUCGAUAGUAACCUCCGUGAGAAGUUGAUGUAUUGCUCUGAAAAAUUUGAUGCAAAAUUGUUUCUAUCCCGAAUACACCAACAUACACAUGCAGCAGACUUGGAGGCUGGAGCUCUUGCUCUAAAAACAGAUCUCCAAGGGCGGACUCAACAGAGGAAACAAUUGGUUAAAGAUAAUUUUGACUGCUUUGUUUCAUGCAAAACCACAAUUGAUGAUAUCGAGUCAAAACUGAAGCAAAUUGAGGAAGACUCCGAAGGUUCAGGGACAACUCACUUGCAUAACUGUAUGCAAGGAGUAUGUUCACGGGCAGAACACGCCUUUGAGCCUCUAUUUGAGAGACAGGCUCAAGCUGAGAAGAUCAGGUCUGUCCAAGGAACACUUCAGAGGUUCAGGACACUCUUUAAUUUACCUAGUACAAUUCGUGGGAGCAUUAGUAAGGGUGAAUAUGAUUUGGCUGUAAGGGAAUACAAGAAGGCAAAAUCAAUCGCUCUCCCCUCGCACGUAAAUAUACUGAAAAGAGUUCUUGAAGAAGUUGAAAGAGUGAGGCAAGAAUUCAAAGGCACGCUUUACAAGUCCAUGGAAGAUCCAAAAAUAGACCUGACAAGCAUUGAGAAUACAGUAAGGUUAUUGUUGGAGCUUGAACCUGAAUCAGAUCCAGUAUGGCAUUAUUUAAAUGUACAGAAUCAUAGAAUUCGAGGGUUGCUUGAGAAGUGCACUUCAGAUCAUGAAGCACGGAUGGAAACAUUGCAUAAUGAGUUACGUGAAAAAGCCAUCUCUGACGCGAAGUGGCUUCAAAUUCAACAGAACUCUUCAGAUGCCAACUACACUUUUGGGAACUCCGAACUGCCUAUAGAAUUGCAAUCGUUGGCCUUGACUGGUGAAGAAGUUGAUGUUCUUAGAGGAAAAUAUAUCAAGCGGCUUACCACUGUACUUGUGCAGCACAUACCAGCUUUCUGGAAAGUGGCACUUUCUGUUUUUAGUGGGAAAUUUGCAAAGUCUUCUCAGGUUUCUGAUUCCUCGGGAAGUAAAAGCAAGGAAAAAGUUGGAGACGGGAGAUACUCAAGUCAUUCUCUUAAUGAAGUUGCAGGAAUGCUGCGUGGUACAAUAUCUGUAUAUAAAAUCAAGGUCCUCAAUGCAUUCCGUGAUCUUGAAGAAUCUAAUCUUCAGUCGUACAUGAGUGAUGCCAUAAAGGAAAUAUCUAAAAUUUGUCUUGCUUUUGAAGCAAAAGAAGCUGCUCCUCCUAUAGCUGUCAUGGCGCUCAGGACACUUCAAGCAGAGGUUACAAAGAUUUACAUACUAAGACUUUGUUCUUGGAUGCGAGCAACAACAGAGAGAAUAACUAAAGAAGAAACUUGGGUCCCAGUAUCUAAACUUGAAAGGAACAAAUCUCCUUACACCAUCUCUUAUUUACCUUUGGCUUUUCGUUCAGUUAUGACCUCAGCAGUAGAUCAGAUCAAUAUGAUGAUCCAGUCUCUGAGGAGCGAGGCUACAAAGUUCGAAGAUAUGUUUGCACAACUUCAAGAAAUUCAAGAAUCGGUUAAGAUUGCAUUUCUGAACUGUUUCCUGGAUUUUGCUGGCCAUCUAGAGCAUAUUGGCAUUGAGCUCGCCCAAAAUAAAUCAAGCAAAGAAAGUCUGCACUUGCAAAAUGGGUUUACCCAUGAAUCAGAGGAGGAAUUAUCAUCUGAUGUCCCAGGAAGUAUUGUUGAUCCACAUCAACGGUUGUUAAUAGUUUUAAGUAAUAUAGGAUACUGCAAAGAUGAGCUUUCUUCCGAGUUGUACAACAAAUACAAAUGCAUUUGGCUACAACCCAGGGAUAAAGAUGGAGGGGAAACAGACAUAAAAGACUUAGUGGUGUCUUUUUUGGGACUUGAAGAGAAGGUCCUUGAGCAGUAUACUUUUGCAAAGGCAACUUUGAUUAGGACAGCUGCCACGAACUAUUUGUUAGAUUCUGGUGUUCAGUGGGGAUCAACACCUGCAGUAAAAGGUGUGAGAGAUGCAGCUGUUGAGUUAUUACAUACUCUAGUAGCUGUACAUGCUGAGGUCUUUGCUGGUGCUAAGCCUCUCUUGGACAAGACACUUGGCAUUCUUGUGGAAGGUCUAAUUGAUACUUUAAUCAGCCUUUUCCAUGAGAACGAAAGUAAAGAUCUCGGUUCGCUUGAUACAAAUGGUUUCUGCCAGAUCAUGCUCGAGCUUGAAUAUUUUGAGACCAUUUUAAAUCCAUAUUUCACAAGUGAUGCUAGGGAAUCUAUGAAGUCUUUACAAGGUGUGCUGUUGGAGAAAGCCACUGAAAGCCUCUCUGAGGUUGAAAAUCCAAUGCACAACCGGAGGCCGACUCGUGGAAGUGAAGAUGCUGUUCCAGAUGAGAAACUGCAAGGGGCAUCUUUAUCUCCAGAUGACCUGAUUGCUCUUGCGCAGCAAUAUAGCUCCGAAUUGCUGCAAGCAGAGCUCGAGAGGACUCGCAUCAACACAUCAUGCUUCGUGGAGUCACUUCCAGUGGAAUCUGCUCCCGAUCCGGUUAAAGCUGCAUAUGCCUCUUUUAGACCUCCAGUGGACCCUCCCAAUAAAAAUGUUCGUGGCACACAGGCAACAGGAUCCCCGAAUCUCAAUCAACGUCGGUGCAGAUUAUUCGCCACCCGGUAGCCAUAUUCUUUUUAAAAUAUAAAAGUUUUCUUCAGUUUCAGUUUCAUUUGCAUUGUGUUUCACUUGUUGAUGAUACAUAUGAUUUCGGAAGACCUGCAUUCUUUUGUCGCAAGUCACCAUGGGAUCAUGCAUGAGCUUCGAUUGCCUUGAUAGGUGAGUUAAAUCUUUACCUUGUAUUAUUUUCCAUGUAUUAUUUUCAAAGUGCACGCAUAACUUUUGGAAAUUUUGGCUCUACUUUUUUCUUUUU
This is a messenger RNA of Hibiscus syriacus, 3657 nucleotides long. RefSeq names its product exocyst complex component SEC5A-like. The coding region runs from base 357 to 3410 and encodes 1017 amino acids. Gene Ontology annotation, biological process: exocytosis; Golgi to plasma membrane transport. The transcript has 21 exons. Lineage: Eukaryota; Viridiplantae; Streptophyta; Magnoliopsida; Malvales; Malvaceae. Gene Ontology annotation, cellular component: exocyst. The record is from RefSeq and is a predicted model, not a curated record.